AAUUUUUCAAAAUAAAUAUUUUUUUAUUAAUAGACUCUCACAAAAUAAUUAUUAAUGCUGAUUUUUUAUUAAAUAAAGUAAUAAUUAUCGAACCGAUUUAUAUCUGAAUAACACGCAAAUUAUUUUAAAUCAUCACUGAAAUGUCACGAUGUGCAGAUCGUUAUCAAAACAGCUGCCGGACCUGCUUAUGUGAGAAAUCAGAUGUUAUGUUUGAUAUAUUCGAUGAAAAUAAUUCAGUUGAUGUCUUAAAGAUCCUAUUGUCCUGCACUGCUAUUCAUAUAAACAGAGAUGAUGAAUUACCAAAAAGAAUUUGUAGGGAAUGCUACAAGUGCCUUAUUAUGUUUUAUGACUUUAAAAAUGCUGCAGAAGAUAUAGAUGAGCAGUUAAGAAAAGGCAGUAUAAGAACUUUAUAUGAAAAGUAUAAUAGUACAGAAUUAAAGAAUGAGGAUACAUCAAAUGAAGAUUUUUUUGACACAGAUGUAGCUAGUAAACAAGAAAUAAGACGAAUAGAUAUGAAAGAUGAAAAAUUAUGCAUUGACAUUAUACUUGAUGAAAAAUGUUCAGAUAUGGAUAUGCAAAACAACUCACAACUAAACAAUUGUGUUGAAAUAAAGACUUUGGAAAAUAACAAUACAACAACUGCUGAAAAAAUAAAUUCUGAAAAUAGUGUUAGCUUUAAUAAUAAAAAUAUUGUUUGCAAAGUUUGUAGUUUAGAAUUUAAGUCAAUAAAUUCUUUAUCAGCACAUAAACGUAAACAUACAGUUAAAGGUCGGGUAUUAGCCUGUUCAAUUUGCAGCAAAGUUUUUAAAAAGCUCAGCCAUUUAAAGAGGCAUGAAUCAAUUCACAAAGACAACCAUCCAUAUAAAUGUGUAAUGUGUACAAAAACAUUUGCCACUGAAAAUGUAUACAUGGAACAUUUAGAUAUGCAUAAAGGUAUACAUACCCACAUGUGUCCAUUAUGCCCAAAGACAUUCUCUUACUUAUCUACUCUGAAGCAACAUCUUAUCAUCCAUACAAAUAAAAGGGCAUACCUUUGUCCAACAUGCGGCAAAAAUUUUUAUUCAAGUACAAAUCUGGAUCAACAUAUGAGAAGACACAUGGGUUUGAAGACAUUUUCCUGCAAACUGUGCCCUAAACAAUUUGUGACUAAAGGUGAACUAAAGAACCAUACAAUUACACACACUGGUGAGCGGACAUAUGCCUGUGAUCAGUGUGGGGCAACAUUUACACACCGUAGUUCACUGAAAAAGCACAAUUUAAGACAUAUGGGUGUGAAGCCUUAUAAAUGUGACGCCUGUCCAAUGAGGUUUAUAAGCAAAGACCAUUUGAAGCGCCACAAACGAGUCCACACCGGAGAGAAGCCAUACCACUGCAAUAUUUGUGACAAGACAUUUACUCAGAGUAAUGAUCUGAUUAAACAUAGCAAAGCCCAUCUGGGUGAUAACAUUUAUAAGUGUGCAGAGUGCCCGGUUAGUUUUCGACUGAAAUCAGAAUUGCGUCAGCACUUAUCACAGCAUUACGUUACAUCACAAAUAAAUAAAUCGACAACCUGAA
This is a messenger RNA of Leptidea sinapis, 1554 nucleotides long. RefSeq names its product zinc finger protein 501-like. Bases 141 to 1553 code for a protein of 470 amino acids. Gene Ontology annotation, cellular component: nucleus. Gene Ontology annotation, molecular function: zinc ion binding. The record is from RefSeq and is a predicted model, not a curated record. NCBI's taxonomy places the organism in Eukaryota, Metazoa, Arthropoda, Insecta, Lepidoptera, Pieridae. The transcript is spliced from 5 exons.